Molecule: messenger RNA, 417 nt
Organism: Pteronotus mesoamericanus
Lineage: Eukaryota; Metazoa; Chordata; Mammalia; Chiroptera; Mormoopidae
Gene: MRLN
Product: myoregulin
Exons: 3
Coding region: 227-367 (46 amino acids)
Source: RefSeq, a predicted model, not a curated record
AGUGACUCCUGAUCCAUCUAGGAGCAUAUGGUGUUUUUCACAAAAGAGAGAGAUCAUCUCCUUGACUCUGGACUUCGCUUAUUGAACCCCUGAACAGAACAAAAGUUGCUAAGAGACAACCUGUGCUGAAUGUACUUUGUUCUAGCAAGAGCAGACAGAGAAAACCAAAGAGCAGCGUCAUCUGCCACAACCUGGGAUUAAGUCAGGAAGCAGGAACAUUCUGGAUAUGACGUGUAAAAACUGGAUAUUAAUUUCUACUACUACACCCACAAGUCUGGAAGAUGAAAUUGUGGGAAGACUUUUAAAAAUUUUGUUUGUUAUCUUUGUUGACUUAUUGUCUAUUAUAUAUGUUGUUGUAACUUCUUAGGAAGCUGACUUUCCUUACUUUACGAGUAAAUUCCUCUGGAUAAAAAUUUA